Messenger RNA from Colletotrichum phormii, 378 nucleotides. RefSeq lists its product as uncharacterized. The coding region runs from base 1 to 378 and encodes 125 amino acids. The transcript has 3 exons. NCBI's taxonomy places the organism in Eukaryota, Fungi, Ascomycota, Sordariomycetes, Glomerellales, Glomerellaceae. The record is from RefSeq and is a predicted model, not a curated record.
AUGGUUUCCAUCACAUUGACUCUAUCCUGCCUAGGGGCAUUUGCUGCAAUGGUAACCGCUGUUCCUGUUGACGAUGCUUCAUCCCUAGCAGUCUUUGCUCGCGCUGAAGCUACCGUCUUUAUGUGUGACGACACCCGAUUCAGAGGCCGCUGCCGAACAGAUGUCAUACAGACUGGAUCCUGCUAUAAUGUCCCGGCGGAUUUCGUCGACCGCAUCAGUUCUAUUCGCAACAAUGAUAGGAACAGGGAUAAUUGCAUUUGGUAUCGGGAGCGCGAAUGUCGCGGCGAGUCAUAUCGUAACCAGGAUGAUGAUAAUUUAGCUGACGGUAAUGGCCGCUUCAAUGAUGCAAUCCGAAGCUAUGAGUGUAGAAGAAAGUGA